UCCUUCCUCCGCCUUUUGUGCUACCAGGAGAGGCGCCGGAGCCGGAGCGGAGCGGGUCCCCCGCCGGACUUGCUGGUGGCGGCGGUGGCGGAGCUGCUGGGCGGACGACGGAGCCCCGAGCGAGCGACGGACCCCGGCCGGCCCUCCGGGAGCGAUGCUGGUCCUGGCCGUGCUGUGGGUCUUCACGGGAGCCGACGCCGCUUUCGCCCAAGUUCUGCAGACCCGCUUUGUCGAAGAGCCUGAGGACCAGACAGUGGUGGCCGGGCAGAGGAUUGUGCUCUCUUGCGUGGUGCUGAACUAUUCCGGGAUCGUGCAGUGGACGAAGGAUGGCCUGGCCCUGGGGAUGGGGCAAGGCCUCAAAGCCUGGCCCCGGUACAGGAUCAUUGGAGCCUCUGAUUCUGGACAAUACAACCUGGAGAUCACGGAUGCCGAGCUCUCGGACGAUGCCCUCUACGAGUGCCAGGCCACAGAAGCGGCACUUCGCUCCCGGCGCGCCAAGCUGACAGUCCUCAUUCCUCCCGAGGACCCCGUGAUCGACGGAGCCCCCGAGAUCCUGCUGCGGGCUGGGACCCCGCACAACCUCACGUGCCGGGCGCGCAACGCCAAGCCGGCCGCCACCAUCGUCUGGUUCCGCGAUGGGGUGCAGCAGACGGAAGCGGCCACGACCACGGAAGUCUUGCCGGACGGGAAGCGAGAAUCCACGCUCAGCCAGCUGCUCAUCAACCCCACCGACCAGGACAUCGGGCGCGUCUACGUCUGCCGCUGCGCCAACGACGCCAUCCCAGCGGGCAAGGAGACCUCCAUCAAGCUCAACGUUCACCACCCCCCCACCGUGACGCUGUCCAUUCAGCCCCAGACGGUGCAGGAAGGAGAGCGAGUCACCUUCACCUGCGUGGCCACCGCCAACCCAGAGAUCAAAGGCUACAGGUGGGCCAAAGGCGGCAUCAUCAUUGAAGACGCCAAGGAGAGCAGAUACGAGACACAGGUGGACUACACCUUUUUCACGGAGCCCGUCUCGUGCGAAGUGCACAACGACGUGGGGAGCACCAACGUCAGCACCCUGGUGGACGUGCAUUUUGCCCCUCGCAUCGUGGUGGAGCCCAAGCCCACGACCACCAACAUCAGCCUGGACGUGACGCUCACCUGCGUGUGGGCAGGGAACCCGCCCCUCACGCUCACCUGGACCAAGAAGGAAUCCAACAUGGUGCUGAGCAACAGCAACCAGCUGUACCUCAAGUCCGUCACGCAGGCGGACGCCGGGCUGUACGUCUGCAAGGCCAUCGUGCCGCGGAUCGGGGUCGGCGAGAGAGAAGUCGCCCUCAUUGUCAACGGCCCCCCCAUCAUCUCCAGCGAGUCGGUCCAAUACGCCGUGCGUGGGGACCAGGGCAAAGUGGAAUGCUUCAUCGGAAGCACCCCUCUCCCUGACCGGAUGGCUUGGAGCUGGAAGGAGAAGUUUUUGGAGGCGGGCACCCUGGAGCGCUACACUGUGGAGAGGAGCAACACCGGGAACGGCGUCCUCUCCACCUUGACCAUCAACAAUGUGAUGGAGAGCGACUUCCAGACCCACUACAACUGCACGGCCUGGAACGGCUUCGGGUCUCGGACGGCCAUCAUUCAGCUGGAGGAGAAAGAAGUUCUGCCCGUGGGAAUCAUCGCCGGCGCCACCAUCGGAGCUGGCAUCCUGGUCAUCUUCUGCUUCGUGGCCCUGGCCUGCUUCCUGUACAGACGGCGCAAAGGAAGCCGGAAGGACGUGACGUUGCGCAAGCUGGACAUCAAGGUGGAGACGGUCAACCGGGAGCCUCUGACGCUGCACACGGACCGCGAGGGGGACACGGCCAGCGUCUCCACGGCAACACGCAUCAUGAAAGCCAUCUACUCACCGUUCAAAGAUGAUGUGGAUCUCAAGCAAGACCUGCGCUGUGACACCAUCGAUACUCGGGAAGAAUAUGAGCUGAAGGACCCGACCAACGGCUACUACAACGUCCGCGCCCACGAGGACCGCCCGUCUUCCCGCACGGUGCUCUACGGCGACUACCGCAACCCCGGCCCUUCCCGCUACGAGGCGCGGCCCUCGUCCUGCCUCUCCCACUCCAGUGGCUACGCCCAGCUCAGCACCUACAGCCGAGGACCAGCCUCGGAGUACAGCGCCGAGCCCGUCCCGGGCCCCGCUGCGGGCGCCUCCACGGCCGAGACGGCCAGCCAGCUCUCCUACGAGAACUAUGGGGGCCACGGAGCCUUCCCCCCCAGCGCUGGCUAUGCCACCUACCGCCUGGGCUACACCCAGCCCCCUCCGCCCGCCCUGGACCGAGCCCCCUACGACACCUAUGACCCCCUGGGCAAAUACACCACAGCCACCCGCUUCUCCUACACCUCCCCGGACUACGGGCAUCGAUUCCAGCAGCGGAUGCAGACUCACGUCUGAAAGUGGCCGGGACUGGGGAGGGCAGGCGGAAGGUACCUCACGACUCCCCCUGAUAUUCAGGGGCUCUUCCCCGCCCCCCGAAACCUGGCCCCCUUCGCCCUCCCCCCUGCAGGCUGGACUCGCAGACUUCCCCCCGACCUCAGACGAGGGCGAUACCCGGGGGUCCGUCUUUCAAAAUCCCCGAGCUUCCUUCCUCCGUUUCUCAGAAAUAUUUUUCUUCCUCCUCGCAUGAAACACUGCUGUGAUGGGGGGGGGCUUUUCCGAUUCAUGGGGGGCUGCAAGGGUGUCGAGCAAAAAGGGGGGGCAUCUUGUGAGACUGGACCCUCCUCUCUGCCUAAGGCAGCGCCUUAGUCUCGCGAUGGACACCUGCAAGGAGGUAGAAGGUUGGAAAUGACCAAACCAGCGGGGGGGGGCAGUGUGGCUGUGCUGGUGUUUGGCUUGGCCCCAAACAAGGAUCUGGGGGUACGUGGGGAGCCGUGCGUUGCAGUCGGAGGGGGGUUCUCAUCACAAUGAGUGCAAGACAGAGAGAGGCUGAUUUCUAUGUCAUGUGGACUAGCGACUUGAUUACCAAAUGGGGUCGCCACCCCUUCUUCUGUUCUGCGCUUGGUGCAACGACACCUCCUCUGUCAGAGCAGGUGCAAACACCCUUCUUUGUCACAGAGAGGCAUGCCAACGGGCCUCUCUGGCAGCACACGCUUUCACAUCUCCCCACACCGGUGCAACGCAGCCCCACGUCCCUUGGGGUGCGAACUGAUCGAGGUCAGGGGCUAACAUUUCACCCACCCGAAAACAUCAAGAGAGCCUCGUCCCGCCCGCCUUGAGGCCAUGACAGAGCUCCUUGCAGAAUUUCAUAGACUCGCAGAAUUGUAGGGUUGAAAGGGGCCCCCCAAGGAUCAUCUAGUCCACCCCGCUGCCAUGUGGGAGUCGAUUUGGUACGCCAAAGGACCCUGCCUGGGGUCCUCUGUGUCUUCACCCUCACCACCAAAUUCAGAGGCCUGGAGGGGAGAAUGGGCUGAGCUCCAUUGCGAUGCCUCGUCUCACCUGCUUCCAAGACUUUAUCCCUCCUCGUCCCACAGUCGGAGGAGAUGGGUGCUGGGGGCUCUUAUGGGAGAAACCGCCAGAGAGAAAAGGCCAAGGAGCUCUCCUGGGUCCCGUCCCUGUGACCUCUGGCUGUCUUGCUCAAACACCCCCUCCCACCUGGCUUCCAUUCUCUCCAGGCUCAUUUCCUAGCCAUGAGGACUAGUAGCUUAAGAGGUUUAGCUAGAAAAAUCAAGACACCAGCCAAGACUCUCAGGAAGCUGAAGUCCACGGAGGGUGGGAGUCUCUCUUCCCACCUCGCCUCUACGAGGGCAGGACACAUCCCUGAAUCGUUCCCUGGAGGAGGGGGCUCUUUUAGGGGCUGCCCUCCCCCGACCACCCCCCGCUCCUGCUCCCUGCCAGCCUCCCCUCCUGGCCAGCCACACUCUUUCUCCCUUGUACUUUGAAGGGGGCAAACGGAUUCACUGGCUGCGGGUGAUUGGAGGGUUUUUUAACUGUGGGGUGGAGGGAGAGUCGCGCCGAGAGAUGGGGCAGCUCAAGUGUCCCGGCUGGAAAUCGCCAGGCUGGAAGGGACUGCGAGGGUCAUCUAGUCCAACCCCGAGGAUUCCAGGAAUCCCUGCUCAGGCCUCCCUGACGGGACCCCCCACCUCUGCUUAAACCCCUCCAAGGAAGGAGCGUCCGUCCCAGGGAACCUUUCCCUGUGUCCAGCAGACGUCUCCCCCCUCCCAUCGCCCUCUCCCUACUUUGUGCAUUCCAAAAAGGGGGCUCUGCCUCCCCUUUCUUUGCCAUCCAAAGGAUCCACCUGCCUCCCCCCCUUUGCUUCUUCCCCCCAUCCCUUGACCGCCAAUCUUCUGCACUUCCAACGCAGGCGGUUGGGUUAAACUUAUUUCUCUCUUAAUGCCGUUUAUUUUUUGACAUUUGUCCGUCUUCCCUCCCUCUUCUCUUCCAUCUUCUUCUCCUCUUCAAGGAAACCCGCUCCCCCACUUUUUAAAUUUUUGUGCCUUAAAAACUCUUUGAGCUUGAUUUGGCCACUAAGAACAGCCUUAGGCAUCCUUUGGGGCGACACCCCUGCCAGCCCCGAGAUGGUACGGCCGUGUGGCGCUGGGGCUGAUGGGAGUUGGAGUCCCACGGCGUCCGGUGGGCCCCACAUUGGGGAGGCUGACCUAAAGCACUGAGCAGAGUCUCCACCAGCGGAGUCUGGGGUGGGGGAGGCAGGGGGUGGUAGAUGCAAAGGUCCAGAUGGGGGGCUUCUCCAUCCAGCAGUUUUGCAAGAAGCGAAGAGCUUUGGCUUCUUGCGUGUUCCAAAUGCCCCACAAUUUUAUCCUCCCUUUUUGCUCUCCCCUCCCCGCUUCUUGGCACGCUCCAUCUCUCAGGUGAGCAACAGGGCCAAGAGAUGCACAACUGGACUCCCUGCGGACCUACAAAGUGAGAUUCUCACUUACUUCCGCCUUUGCAUGCUACAUUUCCACCUGCAAGCUGAAAACAGGUUUCUUUGGCAACGGGUGCCCUCUGCACAUGACCUUGAAGCCCCUGGGCAUAAGAAUGUGCCCACACAGAGCACCAUCUUGUGGUUGCCUCCAGCAACUGCAACUCUGCCUGGUCAGGGAGCAGAAGGGGGCAGUGGGCGUUCUGGCACCCUUCACCUGCCAAGGUUCGAUUCCUGCUCUUGGAUUUGUCAUUAUCGCUUUUUCCUCCUCGGCGGGGCUCUCAUCAGGCAACAUAUUUGAUUUACAAGGUCCCUUAGGCUGCUUUUUCAAGUCGUAUUUUCAAAGUAUUUUCUCCUCUCUUUUUUGUAAGGAAAAGGAGCUGCCUGACCCGUCAGCCGUGAGCUCCCUUCCCUUCGAGGAAGCAGCUCGGUUGGUGCAAUACUGCAUGUGGCCACAGUGAGGUGCUCACCCACCUCUUUGAAUGAAGUCUAUUUGUGAUGGCACAUCAUGCCCUUUUUUGCUCCAGGAGAAGCUUAGAUGAAUUGCAAAAAAUGGAGAGAUCUUUGAGGGGAGAAGGGAAAUGUCUCCUUCCAAAGCCUCUUCCUCUCUCACUUCCUGAUCUUAGACUCCAGUCACCCUGGUCCCUCUCUCUCUCUCUCUCUCUCUAAAUCAUGGAGUCAUAGACUCACAUCAUUGUAGAGUUGCAAUGCCAGAAUCGCAGCUGAGGACCAUCAACAACCUCUGCUUAAAAUCCUCCAGCGAAGGAGAGGCCACCACCUUCCAAGGUGACAAAGGGCUCUUACUGUCAGAAAAUUAUCCCUAAUUUUUAGUCAAAAUCAUCUUGGAAUCCAUUGGUUGUGGUCCUGCCCUCUGGAGUACCAGCAAACAAGCUUGCUCCACCUUCCAUGGGGCAGACGCUGGAAGAGGACUCUCAUAUCGCCUCUCAGUCUGAUCUUCUCCAGGCUAAGCAGACCCAACUCCAUCAACCGUUCCUCGCAAGGCUGAGUUUCCAGAGCCUGAUCCUCUCAGUCUCCCUCCUCUGCACACCUUCCAGCUUGCCCAUAUCCUCCUUAAACUGAGGUGCCCAGAACUGGGCAUGGGACUCCAGGUGGGGUCUGACCAAGGCAGAACAGAACGGGACUGUUCCUUCCCUAGAUCUGGACACUAGACUUACUGUGGAUGCAGCCUCGAAUUGCAUUCCCCUUUUUUGCUGCUGCGUCACACGGUUGACGCUGGUGAUCUGCUAAGACCCCCUAGAUCCUUUUGACACAGGCACCGGAUCUAUCCACUGAGUAGGCAGAACCACAAAAUGUGGGGAGCGCUAUCUCCAUAGCUCAGCGUCAUUUGCUGCCCAAGAGCACAAGACCCCCCCCCCUCCCCUGAGACAGUCGGGAAAUUCAGCAAUAAUCACUCCCAAGCCUUUGAGCGGGGAUGCGCUCUGAGGUCAGAGCUGACAGCACUGGUAGUUCCGUAUGGGAUUCCCCCGGCCAGGCUGCCUUUGGGUACGCGGGGAGAAUGUGUGUGUGUGUGUCUGGGUGGGGGGAGUUACUAUGUCUCCCCCCCCCCAGCUCAUUUCUGUGUUAAUUCCACCCCCCCCCUUGCUGGAGACAUAUAUCUGUGAAUCUUUUUCACUCGUCCCUCUCCCUCUACACCGACCUUCCUUUUUU
This is a messenger RNA of Podarcis muralis (Common wall lizard), 6554 nucleotides long. RefSeq names its product kirre like nephrin family adhesion molecule 1 (gene KIRREL1). Gene Ontology annotation, molecular function: cell adhesion molecule binding. NCBI's taxonomy places the organism in Eukaryota, Metazoa, Chordata, Lepidosauria, Squamata, Lacertidae. The record is from RefSeq and is a predicted model, not a curated record. Gene Ontology annotation, cellular component: plasma membrane; cell-cell junction. Gene Ontology annotation, biological process: cell-cell adhesion.